Molecule: messenger RNA, 1836 nt
Organism: Beta vulgaris subsp. vulgaris (sugar beet)
Lineage: Eukaryota; Viridiplantae; Streptophyta; Magnoliopsida; Caryophyllales; Amaranthaceae
Exons: 5
Coding region: 326-1549 (407 amino acids)
Source: RefSeq, a predicted model, not a curated record
UCUCUUAUAAUCAACCCAUUAACAAGAACAACAACAUCAAGAAUCUAGCAACCAUUCUUUGAACUAAGACACAUUACAAUUUCUCUUCUUUGUUCUUUCCAUCAAAGAGAAUUCAUAAAAAACACCCAAACAAAAUCAUGUCUUCCACUCCAAAAAAUUUAACUAUUUUCCCACUAGAACAAUUAUUCUUAAGAAAAUAAUUUCAAAACUUAUACAUUCAUUUUUAUUUCUAUUUUUUAUUCUUUAAUUUUUUUAUAUUUUUUUUAUAACUAAUGAAUUUUUUAUACAUUUUUUUGAGUUAGGAGGGAAAUGGAAUAGAAAAAAAAUGCGCUUUUUAUAUUUAUUUGCAAACUCUCUAAGCAAAAGGUCUUCAGCAGCAUUUGUUAGUCAAAAGAGAGGUGGAGAGAGAAAGAAAAGCGCAGAUCUUUUUCUCAUCCAUCUACUUGAAGAUCUAAAACUUGAAAAACCCACUUUUAAGUCUCAUUCUUUAGUCUUCAUCAGAACUUAUAAGCAUUUGCAGAUGGGUAAUAUCUCAGGAUGUGGGCAUAGAAGGAGGACUUCAAAAUCAAUGGAUGAGAUUGAAAUUGAAUCACCCAGAAUUAGAUUGAGUGAUGGAAGAAAUUUGGCUUAUAGAGAAACUGGGGUUUCUAAAGAAGAAGCAAAUUUCAAGAUCAUUAUUGUUCAUGGAUUUGGCAGCAACAAAGACAUGAGUUUUUCUGCUCCUGAAGGGAUAAUUCAAGAUCUGAAGAUAUAUAUGUUGCUAUAUGAUAGAGCAGGCUACGGAGAUAGUGAUCCUAACCCGAAAAGGUCCCUCAAGACUGAAGCAUUAGAUAUCGAGCAACUCGCUGAUCAGUUAGAGUUAGGACCCAAAUUCUAUGUUAUUGGAGUGUCACUGGGAUCAUAUCCUACUUGGAGUUGCCUCAAGUAUAUACCACACAGGCUGCAAGGCAUUGCUUUAGUGGCUCCAGUUGUCAACUACCGUUGGCCUUCUCUCCCUAAUGCUCUCAUCAAAGAUGACUUCAGAAGAGGUCUUGUUAAGUUAGGUUAUUUUGUUUUGAAACACAUUCCUGGUUUUCUAUAUUGGUGGAUGACCCAAAAGUGUAUCCCUACCGCCAAUGUAAUGGAGAAGAACCCUGUAUUUUUCAGCGAAAGAGAUAUGGAAGUUCUGAAGAGAACUCCAGGAUUUGAGCUUCUCAGUGAGAACAAAAUAGAGCAUAGAAGUGUUUUCGAUAAUCUUCGCCUUGAUUUAAUGGUGGGAUUAGGUAAAUGGGAGUUUGAUCCAUUGAAACUAACCAAUCCAUUUCCCAAAGACGAUGGAUCAGUUCAUCUAUGGGCAGGCUUCGAAGAUAAGGUUGUUCCAGUUGAACUUCAAAGACAUGUAAUGGAGGAUCUGCCUUGGAUCAAAUACCAUGAAAUUCCUCAUGGUGGGCAUCUGAUUGUGUAUGAUACUGAAGUAUGUGAAUCCAUUUUAAGGGCGCUUUUGCUCAACGAGGAACCUGCGAAGUACGUACCAUUACCUGGUACCCCAAAGCUGGUAGCAGCAUCCUGAUUCUUAUUACCUCUUUUUUUCAGUUAAUCUGAAUUGGUGAUGUUUUGUGAAGUAAAAAAAGUUGAUGAAUUUGUAAAAAGAAUGCAUUUGAAGUUUUAUUAGUUCCAUUGGACUGGAAAAAUUAGAGAAUCUAACAUGAUUCUUAUUAUGGAGCCAUGAAAUGUAAGUGAAGAUGAAGAUAGGCUUCAAUUAUUGCAUAGCUUGUAACCUGUACCUGUGAUAUGUACUGCAGUCUGCAGAGUCAUUAUUGUAAAUAUUUAUGUAUACUACAUAAGUAUUUAUUACUA